Echinops telfairi (small Madagascar hedgehog) is the source of this 2350-nucleotide messenger RNA. RefSeq names its product protocadherin beta-18. Gene Ontology annotation, biological process: homophilic cell-cell adhesion. Bases 276 to 1964 code for a protein of 562 amino acids. Gene Ontology annotation, cellular component: plasma membrane. The record is from RefSeq and is a predicted model, not a curated record. Gene Ontology annotation, molecular function: calcium ion binding. The transcript has 2 exons. Lineage: Eukaryota; Metazoa; Chordata; Mammalia; Afrosoricida; Tenrecidae.
UAUUUGACUUUGUCUGAAACCGAGCUAUCACAAUGGCCAGAUGGUGGCGCUGCAGGAUAAGAUAGCGAACAUUUUGCAAAAUACCAACGUUUUAGCCAGUGAACUUGAGCGUGCUAGAGAGGCAGAGAGAAAGAGGCUUUCAAGCGAAAGGUAGGGCGUCCACAACUCCCCUCGGAAGGGUUACAAAUCGAUACCCUCAAGGUUCCAGGCUGAUAAGAUGACAGGAAUGACUUCCAGAGUUGCCUGAGAUCGAGUUGACGCGCCUGUGCCAAGAGAUGUUCGGCAAAGGAGCCAUGGAGCUGGCAGAGGGGACCAGUCAGCAGAAAAGGCAAGUGCUGCUUUUCUUUGUCUUCCUGGGAGGAUCUCUAGUGGGUUCUGAAACCCUGCGCUAUUCUGUGGCAGAGGAAAUGGAGCUCGACUCCUUUAUAGCCAACGUAGUGAAAGACGUGGGUUCCGGGGUGGAAGAUCUGGCUGCUCGAAGAGCCAGAGUCAUCUUUGAUGAUUACACACCACAUUUGCGGUUGGAUCUGCAGACCGGAGACUUGCUCACAAAUGAGCAACUGGAUAGGGAGGCACUCUGCGAUCUCGCUGAACCAUGUGUUUUGCACUUCCAAGUGUUACUUGAAAAUCCUUUACAAUUUUUUCGGGCGGAGCUUUGGGUUAAAGAUAUAAACGAUCACACCCCCACGUUCAUAGACAAGCAUGUCCUUUUGAAAAUCCCAGAAAGUUCUGCUCCAGGAAGCUCGUUCCAAAUGGAGAGUGCGCAAGACCUAGAUGUAGGACAGAAUGCUGUCCAGAACUACACCAUCAGCCCCAACCCCCAUUUUCUUCUUAAACUACAAGACAGCGGUGGGCUCAGGAAAUACCCGGAGUUAGUGCUGGACCAACCUCUAGAUCGAGAAAAGGAGCCCGAGCUUAGUGUCACGCUAAUCGCCAUGGAUGGCGGGUCUCCGCCCAGGUCUGGGACUGCCUCCAUUCGCAUUGUUGUCCUGGAUGUCAAUGACAAUGCCCCUCAGUUUGAGAAGCCAGUCUAUGAAGUUCAGGUACCAGAGAACAGCCCUCUGGACUCCGUGGUCCUAACGGUAUCUGCUACGGAUUUAGAUGCAGGAAUAAAUGGAGAACUAUCUUAUUCAUUUUCCCAUGCCUCCAGAGACAUGCAGCAAACAUUUGAAAUUCAUCCAAUUUCUGGCAAAGUUCACUUAAAAGCACUUCUAGAUUUCGAGCUAAUUCAGUCUUAUAUAAUAAAUGUCCAAGCCAUUGAUGGUGGAGGCCUUGCUGGAAAAUCAGUCAUUCUUGUUCAGGUUGUAGAUGUGAACGACAACUCACCAGAAAUAACCAUGACAUCUCUUAGCAGCCCCAUACUGGAAAACUCCCCACCAGAGACAGUGGUCGCGGUGUUCAGAGUACGUGACAAAGACGCAGGAGAGAACGGUAGUAUGGUAUGCUCAAUUCAGGACCAUCUCCCCUUUCUCCUGAAGCCUACCUUCAAGAAUUUCUACACCCUAGUGACUGAGAGCCCUUUGGACAGAGAGACUAGAGCAGAAUAUAAUAUCACCAUCACCGUCACCGACUUGGGGUCCCCCAGGCUGAAAACCGAGCACACCAUCAGGGUGCUGGUCUCCGACGUCAAUGACAACUACCUGGUCAUUGCGUUGGCCUCGGUGUCUUCGCUCUUCCUCUGCUCUGUGCUCCUGUUUGUGGCUGUGAGACUGUGCAGGAGGAGGAGGGCCGCCUGGGAGGGUAGCUGUUCGGUGCCUGAGGGCCGCUUUCCAAGCCACUUGGUGGACGUGAGUGGCACAGGGACUCUGUCCCAGAGCUACCAGUAUGAGGUGUGUCUGACAGGAGGUUCAGGGACCAAUGAAUUCAGGUUCUUGAAGCCAAUCCACCCCAACCUGGCACCCCAGGGUAAUGAAAAGUUAGUGGAGGAAAGCUCAGCCUUUCUUAAUGCCUUUGGGUUUAGUUAGAGAUCUGAUUAUGAUGCAAAGGUUUUAGAAUGGCUUUUGUCAUUGUUAUGUAAAUUAGGUUUGGGGGUCCCUUCAACUUAAGAGUUUUCAUAUAUUUUCAUAUAUGAGUUAAUCCUUUUGUUUUCUGCUUCAUAUUAACUCUGAAAAAGUUAAAGGAGCUGGAGUCUGUGCAGAAUUUGUUCCCAAAUUCCACUGAAAAUAAUGGAUUCAAUAUACAGCAUUUCCCCUUCCAGCUCAAGUGCACACACUUAGCUCAGUCAUAUUGUGUGGCUAUUCUAGCUCAAAAUCCUCUACAAAAGUGUUUAUGUUUUGCUCGAUACAAUUGAUGUAUAUAUUGUUAUAAGAGCUGUAAGAGCCCCCCCGUAAUGAUUUAAAAAUAAAAUCAA